Molecule: messenger RNA, 1986 nt
Organism: Lobosporangium transversale
Lineage: Eukaryota; Fungi; Mortierellomycota; Mortierellomycetes; Mortierellales; Mortierellaceae
Exons: 3
Coding region: 86-1921 (611 amino acids)
Biological process (GO): protein N-linked glycosylation
Cellular component (GO): Golgi membrane
Molecular function (GO): glycosyltransferase activity
Source: RefSeq, a predicted model, not a curated record
CCCCCCCCUUCCCUCCUCUUCUAUCUCGCUAUUUCUCACUUUUCUAGCAGCCUCAUAUUGCCCUCAUAUUACCAUCUUAAAGGCAAUGGCCGUUCAAGCAAAGAAGCUGUAUUUGAUAACAGCGGUUAUUUUUAUACUGGUCAUUGUCUUAUCAUAUCAUAAAUCCAGUAAUAGCCCUUCAUAUGGCAGCAACAAAGAAGUAGACAACAACAAAUAUCCACAACAACAACAACAACAACAACAACAGCAUCAGCAACAAGGUGACGGUCAAGGCGACACAAGCCAUAACUAUGACGAUAAUGACCGUGAUUAUGAUAUUAAGAAACCCAGUACUCCAUCACAGCCAUCAUCAGCACCAUCAUCGGUCAAGACUGUGACAGAGCCUACUGUAGUAACAGAACCCAAUACAUCUGGAAAGUAUGACACUCUGAUUUUGAUCCCCUCGAGCUGGACUCAGAUUCAGAACCGUCAAUGGGUGCGACAGACGGUGUUUGGGAUCAAAAACAACUUGACGCCCUGUAAAAAAUAUGAUGGCAAGAUCAUCUACAAGUUUUAUAUCCAUGGCCUUUCUUCCUGGCUCAAGACUCGAAUCCAUUCGGCUGAGUAUAUGCAAGGACAAGUCCGUGAACUCUAUGCUGAAUUUAUGGAGUACAAUGAUCAUGUUUUCAUCAACAAGACUGUUACGGAUCGACAUGCCAUCUGGGGGGAUGCUUUGGCUUGGGCGGUGGAAACUUUUAUUCCAGAGCAAAACAUUAAGGUCGAGAAAAUUUUGAUCUUCGACUCAACUACAAUUGUAAAUUUGCCAAAAAUAGAGGAGAGUGUCAAAGCGUCUAUGAGUGCUUCUAUGACAGGGUUUGUUCAAACUUGGGGUGGUGAAUCAGUGGUCCCUACAACGCCAUCGAGACCAGCAGACUUAUCAACAUCAAUAACAGCUGUACCUUUUGCUGGUAUAGCUUCUUAUGAUAUUGCAGAGCAGAUUGUCAAGAACCGAGUUGCCAUCAAAGAAAAUCACCAUUUGCUCGAUAUUUUUACUGCAGCUACACUCUAUUUUGCCAGCAACCCAACUUCUGCGACUGUCAAGGCUAUAAAAGGUCCAGCACAACUGUGGGUUAAUGAGAUUGAGUUAGUCGACGCGACAUCACAGGCAGUAGGUCAGGUCUACCAGUUAGAAGACUGGAUACCUAUUGUUGAAAAAUUGAGCGUUCUGCCCACCCCCGCUUGCGCUGUUGACCUCAACAGAAAGAAAAAUGUUGCAGUCUUGACAUCCUCCUAUAUCUAUUUUGACAUGUGUAUGGCGGAAGCAUCACUUCCAUCUGCGGAGAACAAACGCAUGUAUGCUGCCAAAUAUGGAUUCGACUUUGUGGCCCGUGCCGCCGAAUUUAUUCAAGAAGAAUUCCGAGGACGUCGGUUGGUGUGGGGUAAAAUCGGUGCCAUCCAGAAAGUACUUCCUCAUUAUGAAUGGCUGCUCUGGAUGGAUAUGGAUGCAGUGAUUGCAAACAUGGAGAAAGAUGUGCGUGAGAUCAUUCGAGAAGCAGAAACAAAGAGUCAGAGUGGUCAGGAAAUCAGCUUGAUCGUUGCCAAACCUGUCAAGGACAAGAUGUUGAAUGCUGGAGUCAUGCUGAUCAAGAACACAGAUUGGACACGUCGCUUCUUCAAUGAAGUCCAGACUAAAGUAGGCUGGUACCGUAAAUCUAGCUAUGAGCAGGCCGCCAUUUGGGAUGUGAUGACUGACCCUAGGUGGGCACCAGGAGUCUAUCUUUAUGACAAGGACGACCAUACCAUGAACACAUUCCCAAAGUAUUAUGCGGAAGGCGAUUUCGUUAUUCAUUUUGCACCCGCUGGAUGCCCCUCCGUCCCCGUUUUGGAAGCGUUGAGAAAGAUCAAGGAUGGCGAGAGUGUACUCGGUGUUGGAGCUGAAUAACUUCAACAAUAAUUACAAAAACAUAAACAAUUUAUAGAUUAGAAAUCAAUCACAUUAAGCAUACG